AUGACAAGCAAAGGGAUAAAACCACCAAUGAAGGAAGAAACAGAAAUGAAAGGAAUAAAAAAGAAAAAAGUUGCAUGGAAAGAAGAAGAAGAUGCAAGAUUAAUCAAAGCAGUACAAGAAUUUGGAACAGAUAAUUGGAUAGCAAUACAAAGUACAGUAAUGACAAGAAGUAUUAAAGAAUGUAAAAAACGAUAUUAUAAUCAUCUUGAUCCAACAAUAGAUGGAAGUGGAUUUACAUUUGAAGAUGACAUAAUUAUAUUAAAGAUGGUAAAAGAAAUAGGAAAGAAAUGGAUUGAAAUAAGUCAACACUUAGCAGGAAAAACACCACACCAAACACGACUUCAUUAUGAAAUAGAUUUGAAAGAUUUUCAUCAACAUGAUGAUCAUUCAGAUGAAGAUAAUGAUGGGAAUGGAGAUGAAGGGAAAAAGCCAAUAGAUGGAAUUACACGAUUAAUUCCUGAAGCAAUGGGAGAAGAAUAA
This is a messenger RNA of Entamoeba nuttalli P19, 480 nucleotides long. RefSeq names its product myb family DNA-binding domain containing protein. The record is from RefSeq and is a predicted model, not a curated record. The transcript has a single exon. The coding region runs from base 1 to 480 and encodes 159 amino acids. Lineage: Eukaryota; Evosea; Mastigamoebida; Endamoebidae.